Messenger RNA from Trypanosoma theileri, 867 nucleotides. RefSeq lists its product as uncharacterized. The record is from RefSeq and is a predicted model, not a curated record. Lineage: Eukaryota; Euglenozoa; Kinetoplastea; Trypanosomatida; Trypanosomatidae. Bases 1 to 867 code for a protein of 288 amino acids. The transcript has a single exon.
AUGAUGCGCCGUGUGAUGUGUGUGUUGGCCGUUGUGCUGUACUGUGCCUGCAGCUCUACUAUGGCCAGUGAAGUGGGAACCGCAUUGGGUGGACUUGCUCCCACGUUUAUGGAUUGGGGUGCACCUGUUACGUUUGCGUCACCCUCAGGGAGGACAGAACAAUCCACUGGGACAAGAAGGAACAAUGACGACGUAACCCAUUCUCAUGGUAGUGGAGUGGUGAAUGAAGGACUCGCCGAUAGGAGAACAGAAGUAAAUGCAGAGGAGAUGCGACCCGAAGGCGCUCCACGUACUCAAGUGCCUGGUAAGGACGGUGGACUCUCCAAACCUCAAGAUUCUUCCGAUCAUUCCCAUGGAAGUGAGGCAGGUGAAGUAGAGCAUGGAGCAUCGGUAGUACAAGGUGAAGUAUCUUCUCCUGUUCAGAGUGAAGUGAGUACGUUACCAUCAACAGGUACUGCAGGCACACACAAGAAAGAACAAGAGGUUAAACAAACACAAAGCCAAAAUAACGGGACUGAUCCUGCUACACACGGUACUGAAGAGGCACCAAGCAACACAUCUGAUAACACUACACCUGCUGACCCCAAUCCUAACCAGCAAUCUCCUGAAGCUACAGGUGCAACUGCUGCAUCAAACUCACAAGAAACCACUUCCACUACUCCGGCUAUCACCGAGAACACUACCACAGAAGCACCAACCACCACUCCAUCUCGUGUUCCUGUACCGAACGCAGAGAUCAGCAACAACAUCGCCUCCACAGUGCAGAAGAACAAACCCAUUGUUGACAGCAGUAUCAGUCCUGUGUUGAUGCGCACUGCAGCACCGCUACUGAUUGUGGCUGUGUUGUUCUCCGCUACUGUGUACUGA